Messenger RNA from Nelumbo nucifera (sacred lotus), 2572 nucleotides. RefSeq names its product putative inactive receptor kinase At2g26730. Lineage: Eukaryota; Viridiplantae; Streptophyta; Magnoliopsida; Proteales; Nelumbonaceae. Gene Ontology annotation, biological process: protein phosphorylation. Gene Ontology annotation, molecular function: ATP binding; protein binding; protein kinase activity. The record is from RefSeq and is a predicted model, not a curated record.
CGAUUCCAAUUUUUUAAUGUUUUUAUUUGAUUGGAGAGAAGCGUUUCCACUGUUUCCCGUUUCAAGCUUUUUCGCUUUUUCUUUCAGACUCCUGACGCCUGCUACUUCUACUAUUACGCUUCUUCACCAACUCUCUCUCUCUCUCGCUCGCUCGCUCGCUUCCAUUAGAUUAGCAGUAGCUUCAGCUUCUCUCUUCCUCCACACCAUAUGGCUCGUCGCCGGGAUUCCGCCUUACAACAAACCCCAAACCGCCAUUACAAGCCUCCUCUGCAAACCAUCUAAUAACAACAAAGCACCUGUCUCGUCUCUUUUCACAGCUCUUUUUAAUGGCAUUGUCAUCUAUUUCUGGUUUCUUUGUCCUUUUCCUAUCGUUGUUCUUGCUGGGUCGUCAGGUCUACUCCGAGCCGACACAAGAUAAGCAAGCUCUCUUGGAUUUCAUCUCUCGCACCCCUCACGCCAAUCGCCUUCAGUGGAACUCCUCUGCUUCUGCCUGCUCAUGGGUCGGGGUCGAAUGCGACGCUAACCAAUCGCAUGUCGUCAUUCUCCGUCUCCCUGGUGUCGGCCUUAUGGGUCAGAUUUCCCCCAAUACUCUCGGUCGGCUCUCUCAGCUGCGUGUUCUUAGUCUCCGCUCCAACCGUCUCUCCGGUGAGAUCCCUGCCGAUUUCUCUCAGUUGAAGCUAUUGCGCAAUCUUUACCUCCAGCACAAUCUCUUCUCCGGUGAGUUCCCCGCUAGCCUUACUCAGCUGACUCGGCUCGUGCGUUUGGACCUCUCGUUCAAUAAUUUCACCGGGAAGAUUCCAUUUUCCGUCAACAACCUGACCCACUUGUCUGGACUGUUCCUGGAGAACAAUGGGUUCGCUGGUAGCCUCCCCAGCAUUAAUCCCUCCGGUUUGGUCGACUUCAAUGUGUCUAAUAACAACCUCAAUGGCUCCAUCCCCGAAACUCUAGCGAAAUUCCCGGCGUCGUCGUUCUCCGGCAAUCUAAAUCUGUGCGGCGGACCGUUGAACGCCUGCAAUCCGUUUUUCGUCUCUCCGGCUCUGUCACCGACGUCGAAUGUCCCAAUAGUAGGAAAACGAUCUAAGAAGCUCUCCACAGCGGCAAUUAUCGCGAUUGCUGUUGGGGCGGGCAUAAUUCUUUUCCUCUUGCUUCUGAUUCUUGUUCUCUGUUUGCGGAAGCGGCAGCGGCGGCCAAAUGCCGCGAAGCCUCCGAAGUCUGCACCUCGGUCGGUGGUUACAGAGGUGGGCACUUCGUCAUCGAAGGACGAUGUGGCAGGUGGAGUGGCGGAAGCCGAGAGAAACAAGCUAGUGUUCUUCGAUGGCGGGGCUUAUAAUUUCGACCUGGAGGAUCUGCUGAGAGCUUCCGCGGAGGUUUUGGGGAAGGGAAGUGUCGGUACUUCAUAUAAAGCGGUUCUGGAGGAAGGGACGACUGUGGUGGUGAAGAGACUCAAGGAUGUCGCAGUACAAAAGAAGGAAUUCGAGAUGCAGAUGGAGUUGCUGGGGAAGAUUAAGCACGAAAAUGCGGUUCCUCUGAGGGCUUUUUACUACUCGAAGGACGAGAAGCUACUUGUCUACGAUUACAUGCCGGCCGGAAGCUUGUCUGCUCUUCUGCACGGAAGCAGAGGUUCGGGCCGUACGCCACUGGACUGGGAUAACCGGAUGAAGAUAGCGCUAAGUGCCGGGCGUGGGCUUGCUCAUCUACACGUGUCGGGAAAAAUCGUGCAUGGCAACAUCAAAGCGUCCAACAUUCUUCUCCGGUCCGACCUGGGCGCAUGUAUCGCGGACUUCGGACUGAAUCCAGUAUUCGGGGGGUCCACGCCUCCUAACCGAGUGGCGGGCUACCGUGCACCGGAGGUGGUGGAAACCCGGAAGGUGACGUUUAAGUCGGACGUGUAUAGCUUCGGUGUAUUGUUACUGGAGCUGUUGACGGGGAAGGCCCCGAAUCAGGCAUCGUUUGGUGAGGAAGGGAUUGAUUUGCCUAGGUGGGUCCAGUCAGUGGUGAGAGAAGAAUGGACGGCUGAGGUAUUCGAUGUGGAGCUGACGAGAUAUCAGAAUAUAGAGGAAGAGAUGGUGCAGCUGCUGCAGAUAGCCAUGGCCUGUGUGUCGACUGUGCCUGAUCAACGGCCUGAUAUUCAGGUAGUAGUGCGGAUGAUGGAGGAUAUUAAUCGGACGGAGACGGAUGAUGGUUUACGGCAGUCGUCUGAUGACCCGUCAAAGGGAUCAGAUGGCCAGACUCCUCCCACGGAGUCACGAACUCCUCCGGAUGUUGCCACACCUUAGUGGAUGAUUUGUUCUUAUUAUCCCGUGGUUGUUGCUCCCGGCACCUAAUUUAGGAGGAGGGUUGAAGACUUGAAGAAAAAUAGAGGAACUGGGUAGAUAACCUACCGUAAGUUGAACGACCCGCCAUGUUUUCUUUUUUUUUUUUAUUUAAUUGUUUUGUGAUUUUUAUAGAAUUGGAAUGAAUUAUUUUUAUGGUUGGAAGUCGACCAAUUUGAUGGAUUUUAUGUUUGUUUUAUAUAAAAGAAUUUUCUUUCAUGGGAUGUCAGCUGUAAUCCAAGUUCAAUCUUUGUUAUUUG